Messenger RNA from Sporisorium graminicola, 2538 nucleotides. RefSeq lists its product as uncharacterized. The transcript has a single exon. NCBI's taxonomy places the organism in Eukaryota, Fungi, Basidiomycota, Ustilaginomycetes, Ustilaginales, Ustilaginaceae. Gene Ontology annotation, molecular function: protein binding. Bases 1 to 2538 code for a protein of 845 amino acids. Gene Ontology annotation, biological process: signal transduction. The record is from RefSeq and is a predicted model, not a curated record.
AUGACCUCACACAGCCCAACGUCGUCGCCGACGAUCCAUGUCAGCAAGUGGUCGGAACAGCAGGUCGUCGACUGGCUCACUACUGUCGGUCUUUCUAAGUAUGCCAGAGACUUCAAGACCAACGGCAUCUCGGGCGAUGUGCUCAUCCUCCUCGACGAGGAAGCUCUCAAGGAUAUCGGCGUUGUCACGAUCGGUCAGCGUCUCGCGCUCCUCUCGGCCAUCUAUCGUCUCAAGCAGCAGUUCGGCAUCCCAAUUCAGGAAGGCGACUGGGUUCCUAAAGCAGUCGAAGCGCAAGAGCAGGCGACCAAUUCGCUCACCACCGCCCACAUGGCCAGUGCGCUCCGCCAGCGAGACGAUCGCAUCCGUCUCCUAGAGUCACAGAUCCUGAGACUCGCCGACUAUCUCGCGCGCUUCCAGCAGGACAUGGCCUCCGUAGCACGACAUGUUGGCGUCAAGGCGCACUCGAUCGACACACCCAUCACUCUGGUCUCCAAUUCGCUCCAUUCUCAACACUCCUCCGAGAGCAGCGCUAGCUCCAUGUCGGGCUUUGCAUCCAAUCCCGACCUCGCUUCUACUGCCUCCUCGAGCCUGCCCAUGGAGUCGCCCACUUCCCGCAACUUUACCGGUCUCGUCUCUCCGACUCGAACUGGAUUUUCGUACCCUGCUGGUCAUGCAAUGAGCGGCUUCAAGCCCGCCACCGUCACCUCCGCCAGGUCCGACAGCAUUGGUGGCAACUCGCCCAUGACCCCCACCACCACGGCUGCACAGUCGUACGCUGCCAACCCUUCUAACGCAGCCGCAGCAGGUGACCUUUCGCCGACGCAGUCUACACACUCGGCCACGCCUACCUCGCUCGGAUCGCAGCCUGGCUUUUCGCAUCAGCUUCCUUCGCAGCAACAGCAACAGCAGCCUCUCAGUGCCGGUUCCACCUCCAUGGUCAGCCCUACACGUCGACUUGCACACCAAAACUCGCUUGCUCAACCAGAUGCACCAGGCCCCUCUCGACCUCGCGCAGGCUCACUAGGCGCAGCCACCGCUUUGUCUUCAAGCACAUCUCCGUUUGCAAACACUGGUGCCGGCAGCGCAAUUUCAGCCAGCUCAGCAGCCAGCACCACACUCGAACGAGACGCUCGCAAAGACGCCUCGGCAAUUGCUUUGACCGAGCCCAGUCCCAAGUCGGCGGUGGCGCCAGCUUCAGGCUCGUCAACUUCGGUCGCUACUUCUGCAGCCGCCAAUACUGGCUCCUCUGACAGCAACCCUUACAAGUCGUUCCGCGUCACGCUCGACGAUCCGUGCUACAAGGUAUUGCCCGCAGCGCUGAAAAAGUACAAGAUCAACGACGACUGGCGCAAGUAUGCGCUCUUCAUCUGCUACGGCAAGACGGAGCGAUGUCUCAGCUACGAUGAGAAGCCCCUGCUGCUCUUUCAGAAGCUCAAGGAGAACGAGCAAAGUCCCGUGUUUAUGCUCCGCCACAUCCGCGAUGUCAAGUCGCCCAUUGCGAUUGCCGAGGCGAAAGCAGCUUCCAAGCUGCAAGAGCGUGAGAAAGGCGGGGGCUCUCCUACCAAGAAGCGCUCGGCGCCGCGGGCCGAUCGACGUCGCGUCAUUGCUGGCACGCCGCCGCCGGGAGCGCUUGUGACCAAUGUGUCGAAUCCGGUCGAAGUAGGACCUGCUGCCGAUUUGCCCGAGCGCAACAAGGUAACGAGGACAUACGCUGUCGCCAUCUACCCGUACAUGCCAGAGCGCGACGACGAGUUCGACGUCAAUGUAGGCGACACCUUUGUCGUCAUCAACAAGGCAAAGGGGUGGUGGAUUGUGCAGCGAGAUGCCAAGCGCGACGGUGCCGGUGACGUGGUGUACAGCGUUCCAGCCAGCGAGGCGAGCUCGAGUGAGGACAGUGGGAUCACCUACUCCAACUACCGUGCCGAGCAUGCUUCUGGCUGGGUGCCCGCCGGCUGUUUGUUGGAGACCAGUCGACCGCUGAGCAGCAUUGUGGAAGCCGAGGCGGUCUCGCCGUCGCACAUGCGAACCGGGCCUAGCACCAUUUCGAAUCCGAGCACGCCCACCGUGUUGGCGAGUGGUGCCCAGAUGGAUGCCAAGCGUGCUUCGAUCCCGCCUGCGCUCAUCACGAGCACCAGCACGCCGGGGAUCAUGCUGAUGGACUACCAGAGUGCCGAAGGCGAUCUGGAUCUGCGCAAGGACGAGCGGCUGCGCGUGUUCAAGCGGUACAACCACUGGUCGUACUGUGUGCAGGAGCGCGAGGGGCAUGCGAGGGGUUGGGUGCCCAGUUGGUACAUUGGCAAGCUCUCAUCGUCGUCGUCGUCGUCGUCAUCGGCGGGUAGCGCGGGAGGCGCGGUGACCAAGUCGCCGUCGAGCAAUGCCCUGCCAUCGAUCGGCAGCGCGGAUUCGAGGUACACGCAUCUGGGUAGUUCGGAUCUUGCUGCUGCUGCGGGUGGGGGAGUGACGGGAUCGCCGCUGUAUGACGCGAGUAUGGGGCAGAAGGAGGACAUGCUGGCGGCGGCGAUUGCGUCGUCUACGUAG